Molecule: messenger RNA, 1498 nt
Organism: Musa acuminata AAA Group (dessert banana)
Lineage: Eukaryota; Viridiplantae; Streptophyta; Magnoliopsida; Zingiberales; Musaceae
Product: proline-rich receptor-like protein kinase PERK4
Exons: 7
Coding region: 126-1325 (399 amino acids)
Biological process (GO): protein phosphorylation
Molecular function (GO): ATP binding; protein kinase activity
Source: RefSeq, a predicted model, not a curated record
UUUACGGUAGUGGACAGCCCUCGAAUUGGGAUCACAGGCAGCAGAGUGCCAACCAUGUUGUUAAGGUGACACCACCUUCGGGAUCCUCGCAUGCAGGAAGGUGGCAGCCUCAGCAACAUUCGACCAUGAUGAGCGGCAGCGAGGUGAGCUCGGCCUACUCGGGGCCGCACAUGCCGCCCCUGCCGCCACCCUCCCCCAUCGUUGCCCUUGGAUUCAACCAAAGCACCUUCAGCUACGAGGAGCUUGCAGCUGCAACUGACGGCUUCUCGCAUGCUAAUCUGCUAGGACAGGGAGGAUUUGGGUACGUGCACAAGGGGGUUCUCCCAAACGGGAAGGAGAUCGCGGUGAAACAGCUCAAGUCGGGGAGUGGGCAAGGGGAGAGGGAAUUCCAGGCUGAGGUCGACAUCAUCAGCCACAUCCACCACCGCCACCUGGUGUCCCUCGUCGGGUACUGCAUUGCUGGUGCGCAGAGGAUGUUGGUGUACGAGUUCGUCCCCAACAACAGUCUCGAACACCACCUCCAUGGCAAAGGGCUCCCGGUAAUGGACUGGUCGAUGAGGCUAAAAAUUGCACUGGGAUCAGCCAGAGGCAUUGCCUACUUGCAUGAGGACUGCAACCCUCGGAUCAUUCACCGCGAUAUCAAGUCUGCCAACAUUCUUCUGGACUUAAACUUUGAGGCCAUGGUUGCGGAUUUUGGGUUGGCGAAGCUGUCGUCGGACAAUUACACUCAUGUCUCCACCCGUGUCAUGGGAACCUUCGGGUAUUUGGCUCCGGAGUACGCAUCCAGCGGGAAGCUCACAGAGAAAUCCGACGUCUUCUCAUAUGGAGUGAUGCUUCUGGAGCUGAUAACCGGACGACGACCGGCCGAUACCACGCAUGCACUCUCGGAGGAUUGCUUGGUGGACUGGGCGAGGCAUGCUCUCUCUCGCGCCUUGGCUGACGGAGACUACGACGAGUUAGCCGACCCGCGCUUGGAUGGCAACUACGACCCGGCGGAGAUGGCGCGCAUGGUGGCGGCCGCUGCUGCCAGCAUUCGCCAUUCCGCAAGGAGACGACCCAAGAUGAGCCAGAUCGUGAGAGCAUUAGAAGGCGACGUCUCGCUCGAGGACUUGAAUGAGGGAAUGACGCCAGGGCAUAGCAUGCUCUUCAGCUCAGGCUCAGAGUACGACUCAAGCUCGUACACCCCGAACACCAGACGCGUGAGGAAGGUCGUGAUCGCCAGCCCCGAAUACAGCGGACAGAUCACGGGGCACGAGCGCGGCCAUUCUGCAUCCAGCAGCGAAGGAGGUCGCUCCGGUGAGCUGAGAUCUCAUCCCCCGCCCUGACGAGGCACUUAUGCGUCGAACGCAUUCCAAUGGAGGACGAUGCUUUGCCAAGCCCGCAGUUUGAGACGGGCAGGGUGUUCGUCGGGGCUUUGUUGCUUCUGAUAAGCGAGGGUCUUUUCUUGUUUAUGUAGAGAACGUGUUUAGAGAAGAAGGAUCGGAGGAUGUUGUACUAC